This is a messenger RNA of Paramisgurnus dabryanus, 3997 nucleotides long. RefSeq lists its product as uncharacterized. The record is from RefSeq and is a predicted model, not a curated record. Lineage: Eukaryota; Metazoa; Chordata; Actinopteri; Cypriniformes; Cobitidae.
CCUUGUUUCAGCAGCAAGUCCACGGAAGUAGAAUGGAUUAAACGACGACGCGCGUUCGAUUCGGUCUUCAGUGGCCAGCUGCAAGAGUUGUUACUCGUUUAAAUGAGGUUACUGACUAACGAAAAUGGAGGAGUGUGAGGAAAUGGAUGAAUAUGUGACAGUUGCUGUCCCUGGCAAAAGAAAACGUCGCUACGCAGACAAUUCCGCCCGUUCUAGGGCGAAAGAAAAUCGGUACAGUGGCGUUGACAAGAUUCCGCAAGUAGCGUGUACACACAACAACAGUGUUACGUGUCGGGCUGGCGCGCUGACAGAGGCAGACAUAACAUACAUUAACGCAAAGCUGUAUACCAGCCGUGACAAGGUAAAGCAAGAUGCGAUCCUGCUGUCUUACAUGUAUGUAAUGCCGUGUAAGCGGAGGCGGCGGAAAGUAAAAGCUGAGGAGAAACAAAGACAAAGAGAUUUGACCAUCAAAUACUUCGUCUUAAAAGAAGACACAACCAUAGUUCCCGUGUGCCAAGCUUCGUUCCUCAGCAUUUUCGGUGUCAAAAAAGAUAGAGUCCAAGGCGUUGCAAAGUACUGGCUCGAGAAUGGCAAAGCACGUCCUGAAAACCGUGGCGGCCAUAGGCAAAAAGAUGAGGAAGCUGCAAAGAGGCAGAAGGUUCGAAGCCACAUCCAGUCUUUUGCUUGCAAAGCAACCCGCUACGCCCGACGCGGCGCACCGGGGAGAAAGUUCCUUCCCGGUGACUUGAGCGUAGCCAAAAUGCACAGGAUAUUUCUUGAGCAAAAUCAUCAGGAAGUUUCGUACUCGCUCUACUGGAGCAUCUUCGUCUACGAAUUUAACCUGGGCUUCGGUCAUCCCGCUAAAGACGUGUGCUCUGCGUGCGUCAAAUCCCGCAUCGCGAUUAAAGACCCCGACCUGUCCGCCGAAGAAAAGCGGGACAAGAUUCUGAUGUACACGGUACACUGUCGCCGUGCGCGUCAGUUUUUCGACACGCUACAUGAUGUGGGCGAUACUUACACAGUUUGCUUUGACAUAAUGGAGAACCUAGUCCUUCCAAAGUCUGCGGUUGGCCAUGCGUAUAAUUCCCAUCAUCUAUACAUGUAUGUGUUGGCCAUAGUUCGUCACCGUGGGAGAGGUGAACCCCAGAGAAGGCACGAGAUCAGUCUUUACACCUGGCUUGAAUAUCAGAACUCCAAGGACAGUAACAUGAUCGCUUCAGCUUUACAGCACUUUCUCACCUCAGUCGCUAGAGCUGAUUUACAUCAAUGUCAGAGUCUCCGCUUGUUCUCAGAUUCCUGCUACGUCCAGAACAAGAACAUAAACGUUCUGUCCAUGCUGUUUGCGCUGCGUAGCCAACUGUUCCCUCAGCUCAACAUCACCUACUUCUUUCCAAUUCGAGGACACAGUUUUCUUCCGGCAGACCGAGUGUUUGAAAGGAUCGAGCAAGACAUUGAGAAAAAGGCAACCGUUUUGAUGCCAGAGGAGUACUGUGAAAUUUUAAGGCAGCACGGCACCGUUCAUGAAUAUGGAAAAGAUUGGCAGUGCUACGACUUUAAAGAAGAAGCAGGCAGGUUCACAAAGAGUCUGAGAUUGGUGAAAAUAAGCGAUGCAAGAGUACUACAGAUCUCUGGAGAUAAGCUGGGGUUCAAGCCUUCGUUUGCUGGAGAGUUUUCCCAGCACUCUGUGCUGAAACGGUGGAAGAAGUGGUCUCAGUUCAAUCCACCUCUACUUCCAAAUGUGAACUGCGUUAAAGAAGAGAAGAAAACUGAUGUCAUGAAGAUCCUGGGUGAGAUGGGAGUUGAAAAAUCUGUGCUAGAUUUUUAUGAAAACAUCCUGUCGAAUGCUGGUGAUAAGGACAUUUCACAGGACCUUGACGAUAGCGAUGAUGAAUAAAAGUGACUGCAUCUAACAUUCUCCUUUGCAUGCGUAAAAGAGUUAAUGUGCAUCUUAUGGGAGCGGUUUCCCGGACAGGGUUUAUCUUAAAAUGCAUGUUUGAGCUGCCUUCAUUUAAAAACAUUUUGCAUUGACACAUCUUAACAUAUAUCAGUGCCAUUAUUUUGUCCCAAGAUGCACACAAUAAUUUUUUUGUGAGAUAUGUUUGUAAAAACGUCUCAAAUAUAACGUCCUAAUAUAACUAAGGCCUAGGCCUGGAUUCAUCUUCUAGACCCUGUCUGGGACACUGACCCAUUGUAUUUUAAAUACAUAUUAUUAUAUGUAGUUUUGCCAAGGGUACGGUGUAGGUAUUGUGUCGAGUCUUCUGUUUGUCUAUAGUUUGUUGAUGUCAUAGUUACAAUGUGUGAAUUAUUUUUGAGACUUUUUACCUUUAUUCAGAAAGGACAGUGAAGAGUGACUGGAGAGAGUUAGGGUGGGAUUGGGAAAUGACCGUGGAUCACGUUCAAAUUUGGGUCUCUUGUGAGUACUUGGACCUGAAUAAAAGCUCUGUCUGGCAGUUACAUGGAUCACAGCGCCCCCUAAUGAGUGAUACAGUUUCUUCAUUUUUACAUUUCGAAUUCUGAAUUUCGUCAUUUGCAAUGUUCUAGUUGCAUCUUUAGUAAUUUUGCAAGUGUAAUUUUAUUAUGUCUUCUCCAAAGAAGUGUUUUUUUGGCAAAAAAUAGUAAAACAUAUUGCAUUACAUGCACUUAGAGCAGGGGUGGGCAUUCCUGGUCCUGGAGGGCCACUGUCCUGCAAAGUUUAGCUCCAACCCUUAUCAAACACACCUGAAUGCCAUUUCAAAGUAAUCAAGCUGCCUUUGAUUAGAUUUUCCGGGUGUGUUUGAUAAGGGUUGGAGCUAAACUUUGCAGGACAGUGGACCACUAGGACCAUGAAGGCCCACCCCUGAAUGCCCAUCCUGGUCUUGCAUUGAGUCAAAUUUGUUAAACACUGAAAUAAGUAAUGUGACAUUUGCAUUUCAAAUACUUACUAAUAACCUUUUUAUUGCCAUUAAAGGGAAAUUACUGAAACUAGACAUACGAGCCUGAUAAAAAAUGCUAAUUUAUAAGACAUGUCAGACACACUUAAAGCAAAAAGUUUGAAUGACAAGAAUGCCAAGGUUAUUUUAAAUAAGUACCUUAAAAAUGAAAUGUCGGGUAAUUCACUAUGAGACCAUCUUUCUUAGAGGAUAAAUAUGCCAAGGAUUUCAGUAACCCAUAGCAACUGCAUUGGCUGUAGGGGGAGGAGCUAUAGUUUGUAUUGCAGUGCAGUGAUUGGCUGAAACCGGUGUCCUGAGGUUCUGUAGUGAAUGAUGACAUGGCUAUUAUCUAGGAUGUGUAAUGAUCCACAGGGACCGCUGUCAUAAUUGUGGUUCUUAAAAUUGCAUUAUUUUUUUUGUUAACUCAUUGCUGCGUUAGUCAUGCAUCCUUCUGCUAUUGGCUUCUGUAAUGAUUUGGAUGGAUUCUUUGUCCCUUUUGUUUGCCCAAACUGUAUUUUAUACUUUUUGCCCCCAAUCUUGCAGCCUGUAGAGAGAGUUUUCAAAGCAACUCUUUUAAGCGGGUUAGGGCAGGGUUUGUUAUGGUAACUAGGCUUUUGGAGCUAUUAUUGUCAAGCCUCUUUAGAUCGAACAAAAUGCUGUUGUGUCUGCAAUGGACGAUUUGGACUGUGACCGUGUACUCCAAAUGAAAUAUACCAAAACAAUAGCUUUUGCCUAUAAACAUACAUUGUGUCUGAAAUUGUGUAUUGUGACAGUACGUAAUGAUUUAGAUGAAGUGUCUACUUCUUCACCGUUGAAACCGUAAAGCAAUUCCAUGCAUAUGUCAAACCUCCAUGAAAAAAAAUUGUUUUUACCAAACAUUUUAACAAUACUGAUAUAUCGGAUGUAAGUGCGAGGUCUCUGUUGAAGUUUUUCAAAGCAUUUUUCCCCAUACUCACAGCUUUCAGAAUUAUCACAUCCAUAAUGGAGAAACGUCACAUCCAUAACCAAGAAAUGUCACAUCCGUAAUGUUUCUUCCUCAUAAAUGUGCACAUCAAAAUGAAAAUAAAAUAUUUUGUUCUUUAAAGAGC